AAAUGGCUGUUGGAAAAAAUAAAAGACUUUCAAAAGGAAAAAAGGGAAUUAAAAAGAAAAUAAUUGAUCCUUUUACACGAAAAGAUUGGUAUGAUCUUAAGGCACCGUCUAUUUUUGAAGUCAGAGAUAUUGGGAAAACAUUAGUUAAUCGAACAACGGGUCUUAAAAAUGCAAAUGAUUCAUUAAAAGGACGAGUAAUUGAAGUUUCAUUAGCAGAUUUACAAAAAGAUGAAGAACAUGCCUUUAGAAAAAUUAAAUUGCAAAUUGCUGAGGUUCAAGGAAAAAAUUGUUUGACGAACUUUUAUGGAAUGUUAAUGACGUCGGAUAAGCUUCGAUCACUUGUUAGAAGAUGGCAAACGUUGAUUGAAGCACACCAAGAUGUUAAAACAACGGAUGGAUAUGUGUUACGCUUAUUUGUGAUUGGAUUUACAAAGCGCCGAGCUAAUCAGAUUAAAAAAACAACAUACGCACAGAGUUCUCAGAUCCGACAAAUUCGAAAAAAAAUGUUUGAAGUUAUUCAAAGAGAAGCAUCAUCGUGUUCAUUGAAAGAACUUGUCCAAAAAUUUAUUCCGGAAGUUAUUGGCCGAGAAAUUACUAAAUCUACUCAAGGGAUUUUUCCGCUUCAAAAUGUAUUUAUUCGAAAGGUUAAAAUUCUUAAAGCUCCUCGUGUUGAAAUAUCACGUCUUUUGGAGCUACAUGGAGAAUCAGUUGAAGACACGGGUUUAAAAGUAUCAAAGGAUUUUAAAGAACCAGAAAUUUUAGAUUCAGUUUGAUAGUAAAAAAAUGGA
Pneumocystis murina B123 is the source of this 788-nucleotide messenger RNA. Its product is annotated as 40S ribosomal protein S1. The record is from RefSeq and is a predicted model, not a curated record. Gene Ontology annotation, cellular component: cytosol; ribosome. The annotation marks the transcript as partial. The transcript has 4 exons. Gene Ontology annotation, molecular function: structural constituent of ribosome. Lineage: Eukaryota; Fungi; Ascomycota; Pneumocystomycetes; Pneumocystales; Pneumocystaceae. Gene Ontology annotation, biological process: translation.